AUGCCACCUCCUCCAUGCAACCCCCUCCCCUCCAAAUUCGCCCUCAUCCUCUACCCCGGCUUCCAACUCCUCGACGCCGCCGGCCCCCUCGACGCCUUCAACAUGCUAUCCUACGACCACCCCAUCACGCUCUACAUCCUAGCCUCAACCCUCGACCCCGUCUCAACACACAACGCCAUGCAGCGCGCCCACAGCCCGCUUUUCGCUCAAUCACUCUUACCAACACAUACAUUUGCCACGGCUCCCGAUGAUAUCGAUGUCGUGUUGCUACCUGGGGGGUUGGGCGCGAGGGGGGAGGAGAGUGAGGCGUAUAUGGGUCAUGUUGUGGCGUUUUUGAGGGGCUUGGGGUUGGGAAGGGGGGAGAAGGAAGGGAUGAAAUGGAUACUUACGGUUUGUACGGGAAGUGAGAUUUUAGCGCGGACAGGGGCGCUGCAUGGACGGCGGGCGACGACGAAUAAGAGCGUUUUUGGGGAGGUCAAAGCCACACACCCCCGUGUCAACUGGAUCCCCAAAGCCAGAUGGGUUGUCGACGGCAAUAUCUGGACGAGCUCCGGUGUUUCGGCCGGCAUGGAUCUGGCGUUUGCGUGGAUUGCACAUGUGUUUGGCCAGGAGCAGGCGCAGUAUCUGGCCGAUAGGAGCGAGUAUGAGAGGAAUCCGGAUGCAGACCGUGAUUGGUUUGCUGAGAGGUGGGGUGCUGUGUGAUAGUAGAGAUAGGGGGGGGGUUUGGGGGUGUAUGUGUACUGGAUGUAAUGUUU
Molecule: messenger RNA, 755 nt
Organism: Exserohilum turcica Et28A
Lineage: Eukaryota; Fungi; Ascomycota; Dothideomycetes; Pleosporales; Pleosporaceae
Exons: 3
Coding region: 1-702 (233 amino acids)
Source: RefSeq, a predicted model, not a curated record